Messenger RNA from Toxorhynchites rutilus septentrionalis, 1711 nucleotides. RefSeq names its product CAAX prenyl protease 1 homolog. The transcript has 2 exons. The record is from RefSeq and is a predicted model, not a curated record. Gene Ontology annotation, biological process: CAAX-box protein processing. Gene Ontology annotation, molecular function: metalloendopeptidase activity. NCBI's taxonomy places the organism in Eukaryota, Metazoa, Arthropoda, Insecta, Diptera, Culicidae. Gene Ontology annotation, cellular component: endoplasmic reticulum membrane. Bases 171 to 1526 code for a protein of 451 amino acids.
UUGUUGGAAAAGAUUUUGUUCACAUCAGUCAUCAGAUUCGCUUGCGGGACAGUUGAGAUUGAUUUUAUAUUUCAAAAGUGAUUUUUCUCUCUCAACAUACGUGUAUAUUGCUGUUUAGUCCAUCACGACCAAAUUUUGAACCGGCAUCGAAAUAAGAAAGUUACGACAAUAUGUUUGACGGGCUGCAAAUCAACGAGCUCACGCUGUAUUCAAUUCUAAUUUUCCUUUUUCUGGAAAAUCUAAUCAACUUGUACUUAACACGAAGACAGAUCUAUGUGUAUCGAACCAGUAAAGAAAUUCCGGAAGAACUUCGAGAUGUUAUGAAAAAGGAGACAUUCGAAAAAGCUAGACUGUAUGGAUUGGAUAAAGCAAAUUACGAAGUAUUGAAGCUGUUGAUAUGUGAUAUCGCCAUCGUUUCUAUUGAGUUGUAUUCCGGUUUUGUGGCAAUGGUAUGGGCUCGAGCGGUCGAGAUCACUGCAAAUCUUGGUCUAAAUCCGGACCAUGAAAUCAGCGUUAGCAUCGUAUUUCUGAUACUAAUCAAUAUCGUCGGAACGUUCAAGGAUCUACCUUUUAAGAUUUACGGGACAUUUGUUCUUGAGGAAAAGCAUGGCUUCAACAAGCAAACUCCGGGAUUCUUUGUUAAAGAUCAAAUUAAGUCUUUCCUAGUGGGUCAAGUUUUAUCUGUCCCAAUUGUAGCAGCGAUCGUUUAUAUUGUACAAAUUGGUGGUGAAUAUUUCUUUAUUUGGCUUUGGGCAUUCGUUGGAGUUGUUUCCCUGGUGCUGAUAAGCAUUUAUCCGGUUUACAUCGCUCCCCUGUUUGACAAAUUCAGACCACUUGAAGAUAGCGAGCUGAAAACGAGUAUUGAACAACUUGCAGCGUCACUUAAAUUUCCUCUUGGAAAACUGUUCGUCGUUGAAGGAUCAAAACGAUCUGCCCACAGUAACGCUUAUUUUACUGGAUUAUUCGGAGCUAAACGCAUCGUUCUUUUCGAUACUUUGCUUCUGAACAAAGGACUUCCGGAUGAUUCAACGUUAACCGAAGAAGAGAAAGGCAAAGGAUGCGAAAAUAAAGAAGUUCUCGCCGUACUCGCGCACGAGCUUGGCCACUGGAAGCUGGGACACAUCAGAAAGAACAUUAUAAUAAUGCAAAUCCAAAUGUUCCUUAUCUUUGUUGCCUUUUCGCAUCUUUUCAAGUACGCUCCACUGUACCAAGCAGUGGGUUUCCCCGAGAAUGUCCAACCAAUACUGAUUGGGUUUCUUGUGAUCAUGAUGUACGUUUUAGCGCCCUAUAACACACUGAUUUCCUUCGCAAUGACUAUGCUUUCGCGACGAUUUGAAUACCAAGCAGAUGAAUUCGCAAAUGGCCUCGGAUACUCAACGGAACUGGGCAAAGCUCUGAUUAAAUUGAAUAUUGACAACCUGGGCUUCCCAAUAUACGACUGGAUGUACUCUACGUGGAAUCAUUCGCACCCAACUUUGUUGCAACGAUUGGAUCGACUGAAGAGCACUCAAAAAAAAGACAAAUAGUUUCGUAGUGAAGCAGCAUAUGAAAAGAUCGAGAGAGUCUAGUCUGGUAAAUUAAAAAACAAUUUCAUAUGACACAAAUUCCAUUUUUUUAGAAUUGCCAGAAGCAGUUUACUUGUAGUUUUGUAGGCUAAGGCUAAGUUGCACAAUAAAGCAUCCUGUCGGAGAAGAAAAUUGAGUCUGUUCAA